AUGUCGAAAAAGCAGUCGUUUGAUGACUUCUUGAAGAAGCAGAAGCAAGCUCAACAACAGAAGACAGGUUUCGGUUAUAAAAAUGCCGGAAUUAACCAAUCUGCUUCCAAUUAUUACACUCAAGGAUUCAUACCAGGAGAUGUGAAUAAUGUUGCAUCCCAGCCACAAGGUCAACAGGGUUUUCCAAACGGUUAUCCAGUGGAUGGAAGCCAGCAGGGAUUCCAAGGGUACCACCCACAAGCUUACAACCCACAAGCGUAUCAACCACAAACCUAUCAAGGAUAUGAUAAUCAACCUAGAAGUGCCAUUAGAAGCCCAAUUGAAAGUUUCACUUCAAGUGCUAGAUCAACUCCAGACCCAAACUCUUCCACCACCUCUUUAAGCUCUUUAGGUGGAACCUUGACUAAGUUGAAUAUUAAGGACUCCCCCAUUGAAGAAAACAUCAUGAACAUUGAAAGAGCUACCAAGUUAAGUGAAGUUAAGACGGAAAUCGAUAAUAUUUUGUCUUUAAUUGAAUCUAAAUCCAUUUCAGUUAUAAAUGAUUGGAAAUUUCUCGAUAUAGUCAAGUCUUUGGCCAAACCCAAAAAUACUCCAUUGUUAAGAGAAGCUUCUGCUUUGAUUAUCCAACAAUUAUCCAUUAAGCUUGGCGGUCAAACUCCAAAAGAAGCCUACUUCACACAAUUCAUAGGUACCACUUAUGACUUUGCUGCCGAUAAAGAUAAGAAUGUUGUGAAGGCUGGCCAUGUGGCUGCCAACUCUUUAUUGGGAGUUUUCCCAGUUGAAGCGUUGGGAUCAACAGUAUUUGACGAGCUCUUGAAGUACCUCAAAUCGUCUGCCAAGUGGAACUCCAAGGUUGCUUGUUUGGACACGGUUGAUAAAUUAAUUGACGAGGUUCCAGCUGACUUGUUGGAAUUGAAGUUCGUUAAGGCAGUCCCAAUUCUUACUGAUAUGGCUACUGAUUUCAAGCCUGAAUUGGCCAAGCAUGGUUUGAAGGUCUUGAAGAAGUUUGUUAAAGUUCUUGACAAUUUGGAUUUGCAGAACAAGUAUGACAUUAUUGUUGAAACUUUAGCUGAUCCCCAAAAAGUCCCCAACUGUAUCAAGAACUUCUCCUCUGUAACGUUUGUGGCAGAAGUCACUGAACCAGCCUUAUCCUUAUUGGUGCCUAUUUUGGACAAGUCAUUGAAAAUGUCCUCUUCCUCCAAUGAGCAAUUGAGACAGACUGUUACAGUCACUGAAAACUUGACCAGAUUGGUCAAUAAUAAGCGUGAAAUUGAAACCUUUAUUCCAACCUUGUUACCAGGUGUUGAAAAAGUGUUCAAGAAUGCUUCAUUACCAGAAGUUAGAGAAUUGGCCAGCAAGGCCUUGAAAGUGUUAAAAGAUGCUGAAAAUGAACAGGGUGAUGGAAGUUUCCAUGGAAGAUUAACCUUAGACCAAUGCAAGGAAUUCUACCUCAGAAACAAAGAAGAGUACCAACCAGUGAUCGAUGCCCUAUAUAUCGAAACUGAUUCUGUGAUCGCCGAAUACUUGUCGGUUGUGUUACAAGCCGAUGCUCAUGUCAAUGAUUGGAAACGUCUUCAAGAAUACUUGGGUAUGACUGUCCCCGUUAACAACGAUAUUUCCGAAGAAUUGAAAGAAAGCUAUAUCUCAAGCCUUAUAGCUCAUUUAAGAGGGUUAUAUAACCCUGAUACUGGAUCUAACAAUGAAGAUGAUGAUGGAGCCAUUGAAAUUGUCAACGCCGACUUCUCUUUGGCUUAUGGUUCUCGUAUGUUGUUGAACAAAACCACUUUGCGGUUGUUAAAGGGCCACAGAUACGGUCUUUGUGGUAGAAAUGGUGCUGGUAAGUCCACUUUAAUGAGGGCUAUUUCCAAGGGUCAAUUGGAAGGUUUUCCAAGCCCCGAAGAGCUUAGGACUUGUUUUGUUGAACAUCGUUUACAAGGAGAAGAAGGUGAUAUGGAUCUUGUUAGUUUUAUUGCUUCUGACCCAGAACUUAAAGAUGUUGGACGUGAAGCCAUCGCUGAUGCCUUGAAGGAGGUUGGCUUCCCAGAAGAAAGAGUUGCCCAGCAUGUGGGAUCUUUAUCUGGUGGAUGGAAGAUGAAAUUAGAAUUGGCAAGAGCUAUGUUGAUGAAAGCUGAUGUUUUAUUGUUGGACGAACCUACCAAUCACUUGGAUGUUGCCAAUGUCAAAUGGUUAGAAGAUUACUUGAACGAACACAACGAAAUUACAUCUUUGAUUGUUUCCCACGACUCUGGUUUCUUAGAUGCUGUUUGUACUGAUAUUAUCCACUACGAAAACAAAAAGUUGGCUUACUACAAGGGUAACUUGUCUGAAUUUGUGGCUGUUAAGCCAGAAGGUAAGUCAUACUACACGUUAACAGACUCCAACGUUAAGAUGGCUUUCCCACCUCCCGGUAUGUUAUCUGGUGUUAAGUCUAAUACCAGAGCUGUUGCUCGUUUAGCAAAUGUAACUUUUGCUUACCCAGGAGCAGCCAAACCAUCUUUGAAAGACGUUUCUUGUUCUUUAUCAUUAUCCUCUCGUGUUGCCAUCUUAGGUCCAAAUGGUGCUGGUAAAUCCACUUUGAUCAAGUUAUUGACUGGUGAAUUAGUUGCCAACGAAGGUAAGGUUGAAAAGCAUCCAAACUUAAGAAUCGGUUAUAUUGCCCAACAUGCUUUACAACAUGUUGAACAACACAAAGAAAAGACUGCCAACCAGUAUUUGCAAUGGCGUUAUAGAUUUGGUGAUGAUAGAGAAGUGUUAUUGAAAGAAUCAAGAAAGAUCUCUGAAGACGAGAAAGAGAUGAUGAGCAAAGAAUUCAGCAUUGAUGAUGGAAGAGGCCCAAGAGCCAUUGAAGGUAUAGUCGGAAGACAAAAAUUGAAAAAAUCUUUCCAAUAUGAAGUGAAGUGGAAGUUCUGGCUUCCCAAAUAUAACUCCUGGGUUCCAAAAGAGGUGUUGAUAGAACAAGGAUUUGCAAAAUUACUCCAAAAGUUUGAUGAUCAUUUGGCAUCUAAAGAAGGUUUAGGAUAUCGUGACUUGACUCCAUCAGUAAUCAGUAAGCAUUUUGAAGAUGUUGGUCUUGAUAGUGAUAUUGCUGACCAUACUCCAAUGGGAUCAUUGUCUGGAGGACAAUUAGUUAAAGUUGUCAUCGCCGGAGCCAUGUGGAAUAAUCCCCAUUUAUUAGUUCUUGAUGAGCCAACCAAUUAUUUGGAUCGUGACUCAUUAGGAGGUCUUGCGGUAGCUAUUAGAGAUUGGAGUGGUGGAGUGGUGAUGAUUUCACAUAACAAUGAGUUUGUGGGUGCCUUAUGUCCUGAACAAUGGCACGUUGAAAACGGUGAAGUGGUUCAAAGAGGCCAUACAGCUGUUGACACUAACAGAUUCGAAGGUGUCGAUGGUGAUACCGAAAGUAAAGAAGGAUCUCCAGCGCCUUCAGGUCCUCUUCCUAAAAAGAGAGCUGAUGAUGAUGACUCUCCUGCUAAUAUCAAGGUGAGAGCUCGUAAAACAAAGUUGACUAGAAACGAAAAGAAGGCCCAGGCGGAAAGGAGAAGAUUGCGUCACAUAGAUUGGUUGAACAGUCCAAAGGGAACUCCUAAACCUGCGGAUACCGAUGAUGAAGCAGAUUAA
Molecule: messenger RNA, 3615 nt
Organism: Yamadazyma tenuis ATCC 10573
Lineage: Eukaryota; Fungi; Ascomycota; Pichiomycetes; Serinales; Debaryomycetaceae
Product: Elf1p
Molecular function (GO): ATP binding; ATP hydrolysis activity
Source: RefSeq, a predicted model, not a curated record